This is a messenger RNA of Eucalyptus grandis, 1017 nucleotides long. RefSeq lists its product as uncharacterized. The coding region runs from base 1 to 1017 and encodes 338 amino acids. Lineage: Eukaryota; Viridiplantae; Streptophyta; Magnoliopsida; Myrtales; Myrtaceae. The transcript has a single exon. The record is from RefSeq and is a predicted model, not a curated record.
AUGGCUGACUGGGUAGCUACAUUUGGGAUCGGGCUCAUCUCUCACAACCAAGUUAAUUCAUCUGCUUGUGCAACUGACGUCGAUGGAGCACUUCAAGCAUUUUGGGCCUCAUUUCUCUUGCUACAUCUUGGUGGUCCAGACACCAUCACUGCCUUCUCUCUAGAGGAUAGCUCGCUUUGGCGACGACAUAUGCUCAAUCUCAUAUUCCAAGUCGGUGCUGUUAUCUAUGUGUUUGUGCAGAUAUUUCCCAUCAACAAGUCACAGGUGAUCCCCACGAUGUUGGUGUUUCUUGUUGGGGUCACAAAAAAUGCGGAGAGGUUACAAGCACUUAAACUCUCGAGCCUCCCAAGGCUUAGGGAAUCAAUGUUCUCGAGCAUUCGGCUUGGAAAAACGAUAAUCUCACUCGGUGCAGUUAAUAAAUUAAUUGAAGAAGUCGAUGCUCUAAGGGAUGGAUACUAUGAUGAUGAAGAAGCAAAGCUUGCUGAGAGUAUCGUGGUGAAGCAUGCUUACAAGUUUUUUCAAAUCUUUAAUGUCUUCAUUGUGAACCUUAUAUUUAGACGUGACGAACGCAAAAUGAGCCAAGAGUAUUUUUGCAAAGUUUCUGCCAUAGAUGCAUUAAGGGUGAUAUCAGUUGAACUCAAUUUCAUGUACGAGGUGCUAUAUACAAAAGCUUUGGCAAUACAUUCCUGGUGGAGCUACAUUUUCCGCUUCAUAGAUUUCACUAGCAUUGUGUUGGCUUUCAUUUUAUUCACUCACUUGCAGAAGGAUGGGCUCUCUAAACUUGAUGCAAAAAUUACUUAUUCCCUUCUUUUUGGAGGAAUUGCUCUUGAUGUGAUAGCUUUGUUCAUGCUUGUUUUCUCCGAUUGGACUGUUGUUGGAAUCCAGUGGUAUAACACAGGAUCAUCUAAACUAGAUUCAUUUCUCCACAAGUUGUUAUCUACCACGGAUGAGCUGAGGGAGCCCCGCUUCAUUGCAUGUGAAGCAGAGCAUAAUAGAAUGUUAUUUACAUGGUCUUAG